Owenia fusiformis is the source of this 771-nucleotide messenger RNA. NCBI's taxonomy places the organism in Eukaryota, Metazoa, Annelida, Polychaeta, Sabellida, Oweniidae. The record is from the annotation of a GenBank genome assembly.
AGUUUCAUCAUCAACAAUUACUAUGAAGUCUGUGUUCAUUGUUUGCCUACUGGCCAUAGUGGUCCUCGCCGCAGAGGCAAAUCUCGGCAAGAGAAUCUUCAAACGCCAGCAAGAGCCAUAUAGAAUAGCCAGAUGCGAGUUCCAGGAAUACAUGGGUUGUAAGAAAAGGCUUAGUGAUGAAUUCUACGAGCACAUGCAGCAUGGAAUGAGAUAUAGAUGGGCUGACAUCUGUCCCUAUGCAGUUGAUGCUCGUGAAGUGCUGAGGAAUGAAUCUAUCCGUCAUGAAUGUGAUACUGAGGAAAUCAUGGUUUACUUCGAUGAACAUGUAUCUGCAAUUUGUGACCAUGUCAUCCCAGAUAAAGUUUGGUAUGAAAUGGAUUGUGAUGUAACAGGAGACUUUGACUACAGACCUGCUGAAUUUGACGAUGCACCCGAGAAGAUCUGUGAUGACCCAGAGACCAUAAAAAAUAUUGGAUGCAGAGUACUGAAGGAGGCAAAGGACAGAGGAUGUAGUAAAGACAGCUUCCCACACAUUGGAAUGGGACUGGCGAUAUUCAAUCAGGUGUACUGCCAAAGAGGAAACCUAGAACCCGUUGAUUUGAAGGAAGUGUGCCAGCAAAGUGGUGGCGCCAGUGAUGGCUCUGGUGAUGGCUCUGGUAACGGUAUCUAAGGCAAAGAUGAGCUCAAUAUAGAAUCAGAAUAUAUCUGAUAAAGUAAUUUAUGAAUGUACUUGACUAAUAGUUUACAUGAAAUAAAUUACUGCUAAAAGCA